This is a messenger RNA of Cuculus canorus (common cuckoo), 1733 nucleotides long. RefSeq names its product T-box transcription factor 21 (gene TBX21). The record is from RefSeq and is a predicted model, not a curated record. The transcript has 6 exons. Gene Ontology annotation, molecular function: DNA-binding transcription factor activity, RNA polymerase II-specific; RNA polymerase II cis-regulatory region sequence-specific DNA binding. The coding region runs from base 47 to 1594 and encodes 515 amino acids. Gene Ontology annotation, biological process: positive regulation of DNA-templated transcription; cell fate specification; lymphocyte migration. NCBI's taxonomy places the organism in Eukaryota, Metazoa, Chordata, Aves, Cuculiformes, Cuculidae. Gene Ontology annotation, cellular component: nucleus.
CCCCCCCAUGAGCGGCUGAAGCGGGGCCGGUGCCCCCCGCCCGUCCAUGGGCGCCUUGGAACCGGGUCCCGGAGCCCCCCGCCCCGCCGCCCCUAUGCUCAGCGGUGCCAAGGACCCCCCGGGACCCCGCGACGCCGUUUAUUACGGGGAAGGGGGGGCAACACCGGAAUCCGGACCCCCCCAUCUACCUUACGGAGCUCCCGGGGGCUUCGGGAACCGAUUCUUGGGACCCUGUCCCCCUUACCGGGCUCCGGCACCCCCCGCAGCCCCCGGGGAGGGGUUCGCCGAAGGAGGGGGGUUCGGGGGGGUCCCCGCGCCCCUCUGCCCCCGCGCCGGACCCCUCUGCGCCCUCCCCGGGUACCGCGCGGCCGGGAAGGUGCAGGUGAUGCUCAACAACUUCCCGCUGUGGGCCAAGUUCCACAAACAUCAGACGGAGAUGAUCAUCACCAAACAGGGCAGGCGCAUGUUCCCGUUCCUCAGCUUCAACCUCUCGGGGCUCAACCCCGUCGCCCACUACAGCGUCUGCGUAGACGUAGUGUUGGUGGACCAACACCACUGGCGCUACCAGGGCGGCAAAUGGGUGCAGUGCGGCAAAGCCGAGGGCAACAUGCCAGGGAACCGCCUCUACCUGCACCCCGACUCGCCCAACACCGGAGCGCACUGGAUGCGCCAGGAGGUCUCCUUCGGCAAACUCAAGCUCACCAAUAACAAAGGCGCAGCCAACAACGUUGGACAGAUGAUUGUGCUGCAGUCGCUGCACAAGUACCAACCCCGGCUGCACGUGACGGAGGUGAAGGAGGGCGAGGGCGACGAUGGGGACCCCUCGCCGCACACCCACACCUUCGCCUUCCCCGAGACCCAGUUCAUCGCCGUCACUGCCUACCAGAACGCCGACAUCACCCAGCUGAAGAUCGACCACAACCCGUUCGCCAAAGGUUUCCGGGACAACUUUGACUCGAUGUACGCAGCCUCGGAGAGCGACCGCUUCACCCCAUCUCCCCCGGACGGCGCGGGGUGCCAGCAGCUCCUGCCAGCCCCCCACUUCCAGCCCUUUCUACCCGAGCAGUACCCGCUGCCCCCCGGGCGCUUCUUUGGGGGGGAGCGGGGGGCUGCGCUGCCCCUGCCCCCCAAGGACCCCCCGCGAUGGUUCUUCCCCCCCCAGCAGCCGCCGGCCGCCGCGGGGACGCUGGAAUACGGCGGCUACGACACGGGGUACGGGGGGGGCAAGUUGGUGCCCUAUGGGGUGAAACCCUUCCCCUUGCCCCCUGCCCCACAUCCCCCCCUGCCCUACUACCCCGAGGGUCCAGGGGGGGCUUUUGGGGUGGGGGGGGGCUGGAGCCCCGGGCAGUUCAGCCCCAAGGGCAGCCCCGGGGCACUGGGCUGGUACCGGGACCCCCGGGAGGAGAAGGAGGGCUGGAACCCCGAGCCCCCCGCCUCGGGCGACUCCUCGGACUCGGGGCUCUAUGAGUGCAAGCGACGGCGGGUGUCCCCGUACCCCUCCAGCACCGAGGGGUCCCCCCCACCCCGCAAUGGGGACCUCUACGACAAAGACCCAGGCGCCGACAGCGGCUACUACGGCUUCUACAGCAACUGAGCCCGCUGGGGGGCUCGGACCCCCACCCCAGGCACCCCAAGGCUAUGGAAGUGGGGUGCAAGGGGUCAUUCCCACCCCCAGCUACGGUAACUGAGCUGAGCUGGGGGGCUCGGACCCCCACCCAGGUACCCUAAGAUCA